AUGGAAAAACUUAUUUCCUAUUGUCCUGAUUGUUGCGAAGUGGUAGACCAAAGACGUCGAAAUGCUCUUCAUUAUGCCUUGAAGAACGGUCAACCUCGAAUUUCAAAUUUUGUUCUAAAGGAUCCAUGGCUUAGCAACGUCCUCUUAAAUGCCAAGGAUGUUGACGGCAACACACCCCUCCAUCUACUUCAUGCUUCUCUCUACACCCAGAUUCCUUUAUUCAUUGGUGAUGAUAGGGUUGAUAAGAUGGCAUUCAAUGAGGAAAACAUGAACGCUCCCGACGUCAUUAAAUCUAAAUAUGAUUUAAUAUACAAGAUAUAUCUCGCGAAUGAGUUGAAAAGGAAUGGUGUAUCAUCAGGCCAUCGAAUUCUAAGCGAAAAUGAUAAUGAUGGCCAGAAAUUAAAGGAAAACAAAGGUGGCGAGGACACCGAAACGAAUAAAAGUAUAAGCGAAUCCCAUCUGAUAGUGGCUACACUCGUAGCAACUGUUACAUUCGCAGCAGGUGUCACCAUGCCUGGUGGUUAUUACCAAGCAUCAGAUCAGGUAAAUGGCACGAGUAACGUAUCACAGCAAAAUGUUAUGGCCCCGACCCGGAGUAAUGGACAAACUCCGGGUUAUGCAGUUCUAGCAAACAAUAUAGCUUUCCAAUUCUUUUUGGAAUUCAAUAUGUUGGCCUUGUGCUUGUCCACUUUAUCUGUGCUUACGCGCCUUUUCAUAUUGACACUCCCAGAGGCAGAAGUGAGUCGUAGGUGA
This is a messenger RNA of Prunus mume (Japanese apricot), 753 nucleotides long. NCBI's taxonomy places the organism in Eukaryota, Viridiplantae, Streptophyta, Magnoliopsida, Rosales, Rosaceae. The record is from RefSeq and is a predicted model, not a curated record.